AUGGACUCCUCGUCGGCUCCUCUGGCUCACUACUUCUGGAUUGCCGGGGUAGAAUCAAUCUCCUACGAAGAUGCCCCCCAGGCCGUAGUGCCGGUUGACGACACCAUCGCCGAAGACGGUGAGCCUGAUAAUGGCGUAAUCGUCAACGGCCAGCAUCGGGCCAAUGCCGCCCGCCACUCACGCCAGAACUCGGCCAACCGCCUCUCCAAAAUAUCCUUCGACGCCCAUUCCACGACAAGUACUCUCGAUGACCUCGAGAGCACCCGCAGCAACCGAAGCAGUGCAACCAUUCGUCCUAGCAGUAAAUUGCCUCCUGCUGCAAAUGGCUCCAAUGGUGCUCCUCCCGAGGACGGCCUGCCGCCUGGUGCUCGCAUGGGCGAUGUCGACUUUGACAGAGCCUUGCUCAAAUUCGCUGCUGAACGAGAGAACUUUCUCGAGGAUCUCUCAUUCACAGCUGGUGCCAGGGUCCAGGCAAGAGCUCCCAUGGUCAACCCUCGUGCGGAGCGCAUUAAAGCCGAUGAAGUUCCUAGCGGCCGAAUGAGUCCGCUGCGCAGUCUAAAAGGCAGUAUUCGCCGAAAGAUUAGCUUUCGAGAAAUGAGCAGCACAAAACGGCAGGGAAACAUCCACAAGAGCAGCAGCAUGAAUGGAGCUGCCUCUGUCCGCACCGCGAAACGCCUCAGCAACUACAAUUCAGUAAUUCCCCCUCCCGAGCCGCUCAAUGCCGACCCGGACAUGCACCCGCUCAAGCGUCGCUUCGAACCUGUCCUGUUGGACCGAUAUCCCCCCAAGAGUGCUACCGAGGAGGUCCCACGACGGGGCCGAUUUCCCGAUUAUGUGCCAAUGUUCGCCUUCCCCAACGACAUUCAGAUUGUUUCCUCGGACGAACGACCGCGCUCGACAUGGCAUGGUUUUACCAUGACAUCUGAAGAUAACAGCAAAUUAUAUGGCAUCUCCAUCAUCAUAUGGACAGCCUUGUCUGCCGACGUUGCUGAUGAGGUAGAAAUAAAAUGCGAGCAGUGGCGCCAGAGCCACAUGUCAAAUGAAGAGCGCGAGCUCGCCGCGAGCUUGGGCAUCCGGUUGGCCGGCGAGCGGACGCACCUUUCACAACUGCUUUCCAAGCUGCCUACGAUACCCUCCGGGUCUGCCGCUCGCGAUAGGCUUGAAGACGAAAUCAGCACCGUCGAAGAAAAGAUUGCGCUCAUGACGGACAUGCUGCGUCCACUUCGCCAUGGAGCUGCAUCCAAGAUUGAAGGACUUACCGCUGGUGAAAGUGGACUGUGGGUUCCUCGCGCCUAUGGUGUUUUAGGUAAAGACGCUGCCAACAUGUCGUUCUGGAAGGAAUGGCUCAAGGCCAUUGUCGUUCCCAUGACCGAUGGAGCUGUUCUCCGGAUACCACCAAGCUCGCCCAGAGUCGGCCGCUGGCAGCCGCUCGAGCGUUAUGUCGUCAACUUGUGUACAGAGGCGUUUAGUCCGCUUGGGUCCAAAACUCAGGUCGAAAUGGGCAUCCGAGAGCUGAAGCUUUAUGCUCGCAAGGAGGCCACCAACGAGAUCCCCGGCUCCCGAACCAUUGACCUGUACGCCCUGUUUCGGUGCUUGUCGCUGGAGAACAUUGUUGCUCUCUAUGAAUACGCCAUGUCUGAAUCUCGCAUCAUUUUCCUUUCCUCACACACCAGCAUGCUCCAUCUGGCUUGCCACGCGUUGGCCAACCUGCUGUACCCUCUGAAGUGGGCCAGCAUUUUCAUUCCCAUUCUUCCCGCCAGACUGAUAUCUGCUCUCGAGGCUCCUUGUCCUUACAUUGUUGGUGUCGAGCGACGAUACGAUCGCAUUGAUCUGCCUGACGAUGACUACGUCCUGGUCGACCUUGACAAGGAUACCAUUGAUGCAACAUCGCAGCCCCACCGACUGCCUCGCCAGCAAAGGCGAAAGCUCAUGUCGCUUCUUCAGGUCGCUGCGCCUCAUCGAAUCCGUUACGGCGUCGUUGAAGGGCCACCACCAUACGCCGUUGAGUCAUUCCCUUAUGAUGCCUUCUCGACCGAGAAUGGGUCCAUCUUCAACUCGAGAGCUAGCGAGAGCACGCUGGGCAAGUGGGUGUCGCAAAAUUCGUCGAGCUUCGAUGGGCCCCUGGCUGCAUCUGCUCUGCAACCUCCCGUGUUCAAUGCCUUCACAGAGGCCGUUACCGACAACGGCAAAUCGGACCGCCCUGGAACCAGCAAGUCGAGCAGGACGAGCCCCAAAUCUUCGGUGUCACCCGAUUCUACCCACUUUCCCCCAAUCCCAUCGACUCCGACGACACCAAUCUCUAGAAGCGAUUCUGGGUUCGCGUUGACAGCAACCCUGCGAGAGAAGCGCUCUGGUCACUUUGGUGAAGAAAAGAUGCGCCGCAGCUCUUCAUUUGGCAUGGAUAAGUUCCAGCCAAUGCAUCGGCCCAGUCUUCCCUUCCUCAAUGGCCAUCAGGCGAACCUCAGCAUUUCGGGAAUUUCCAUUGAUUCCCAGGCGACUGGGUACGGUGGCGGCGGAGGCGGCUAUGCACCGUCAACGUACGCACAGUCUACUUUGGCGGCAUCCACCAUUAUGCCCAGCAUGCAAAUCCAGCCUGUGCGCAACACCGAAACGACGGUAUGGGUCGAAGGUCACUGCUUCAACCUGGACCGCAAAGAUGCUAAUUCGACAUGCACUAUUUGCGCUGAAAGGGCAGAUGCUGAGGGCAUGUAUCACUGCUCCGCAUGCAAGACGGUCUCGCAUGGUCGCUGUUUGGGCGUCGCUUCGCUCGUCUGCCCUCAGGCGUUCCACCCAGACCGUGUUCGCGCCGCCUUUGUUCGCUGCCAGGCCAGCUUGCUCUACACAUAUCGCAAGCAGCUAGGCCGCCCAUCGAAACAACAGCGCUCCAACGGACAGAUUUACGCUUUUGACAUGGAUGGUUUCAUUAAGAGUCUCCCACAUGAGCAGCAAGAAUAUGCCGUUAUGAUGCGCGACACGCAGCUAUUCAACGAGUUUAUCCACGAACGAGAGCUGACGGCGCCGACUGAGCCGUCGAUUCGACUGUUUGACGAGGUCAUCAUGGCCAAGAAGGCGCGUGGUCGUCCCGGUCUUUCGUCUGGCCUGUCGACUCUCUCGCGUCUUUCGUCAAUUCGUGUAUCCCACGGUGCGUCCGCCAACGCUUUUGGCCUUGCGCCGCCACGCGGCUCCGGCAAGCCACCAAGCUAUCUCAGCGAUGCGUCCGACCACAUCUGGCGGACCGCUGCGGUGCCAGUGCCAAAGGGCAACUUUACUGGGGAGUAUCGCUCAGUUGUCACGCGAGUGCCGGCCCGCCUGGAUCGCACUCUGAUGCGAGAGCCGCGGGCCAUUCAAGGUGUGCCUCGGGUGGAGCAACGUGGUUCUCGCGGUCUUGUCCGAAAGCAAGUCGCCAGCAUGCUGGGCACCACGCCGCCGCCUUGA
Molecule: messenger RNA, 3435 nt
Organism: Akanthomyces muscarius
Lineage: Eukaryota; Fungi; Ascomycota; Sordariomycetes; Hypocreales; Cordycipitaceae
Exons: 2
Coding region: 1-3435 (1144 amino acids)
Biological process (GO): regulation of Rab protein signal transduction
Cellular component (GO): cytoplasmic vesicle
Source: RefSeq, a predicted model, not a curated record